AUGCCGGUAUCACGACCAACCAACACCAUCGUCGACACUCCCAGCUUAGAGCCAUCCCAUACGAUAGCAGGCAAUGAUAGUACUACCCCCAAGCAUCCACCGUCAGUGCAAUAUCGACCGUCACAAUUUGGUCAUCCACAGGUUCCAGACAACAGAGAAAGACCAUAUCGAAGCAGCCCUGCAUUUUGUAAUGAGAGUGAAGAGGCAAAGGAGUUAAAUUCACCGGCUGCAUCCGAAGAUUCUUCUGACCAGAUGGUGCUUUCAACACCUUCUGGAAAGUUCGAACAUACCCCCCAGUCUGGUAAUCGAGGCCAUCGAGCUAUCACGCUAAAGUAUCGGGCCAGUUUGACAGCAAUUAAUGGUGAUAACCACCACACGGAUCCAGAUAUAAGCGAAUUAAUUCCGCUUGCCCAGAUGGAGUCUAACGAGCGAGAAAAUUCAUCUGAUUGGCAAGGAAGCCGGCGAGCGUCCAAAGGAAUUUCCGUCGAGCACAGAAGAAAUGACCAACAUAUGUCCCAGGAGGGGUCACUAAGCAGAGGAGGAAGCCCCGACCAGCCUUCCUCUAAGAACACACCGGCAGAUUUGUAUCCCUCAAGAUUGUCCCCUGAAACACCCAAAGGAGUCCCAAACCAGCAGUCAAUAUCUACUGGUAUUACGAACUGCAAUGUUGCACAGCAGACAAUGCGUCCAAAUGUCCAGAACACGGCGCAGCCUCAAGCGCGAGACGAUUCGCAAGCAACUCUACAGAUUCAAACUCUCAACCAUCCCAUUCAUACACGCCAGAUUCCCAAUCUAGAAUUUCUCAAAUUAGCAGUGUGCCAGGGAGUACCCACACAAGCGGUUGGUCCAUACUCCCUCCUCGUGCUCCCACGCAGUUCUGACAUGAAGUCCGAAGCCGUUGGUCCAAUAUCAACCUCAUCACCCUUCCUGAGCAACCCUACCAGUCUUCCUCACUAUCCUCUUCACGAAUUGCAGGGACACAGCACCGAAAGGUACUGGGGCCCUCCGCUCCCAUCAUUGUCACAGCAAAUGUCCCAUCAUGCAGGGGAGCUUUAA
Messenger RNA from Penicillium nucicola, 1056 nucleotides. RefSeq lists its product as uncharacterized. The transcript has 3 exons. The record is from RefSeq and is a predicted model, not a curated record. The coding region runs from base 1 to 1056 and encodes 351 amino acids. NCBI's taxonomy places the organism in Eukaryota, Fungi, Ascomycota, Eurotiomycetes, Eurotiales, Aspergillaceae.